AUGGUUAAGUUGCGUAGUCAACGUCCGAGCAAUAUGGAUACUGAAGAGCAACAAUUAGUUAGUGCAGGAAAUGUGGAACCGGUUACCUCAAGUAGUACUAGUACUCUCUUUGAGGAUAUAACAUGUGAGAAUGUGGGGGCAGGGGCACAGGAAGUGGUGCCACCGCCCACUAGUCCUCAAGGGGAUGUAGAGAAAGAAGUUGUACCACCACCAGAAAAGCAGGAACCAGAGAGUGGUAAUCUGCCUGGUGGGUAUUCGCUUCAGGCUAUAUUAGAGCGCGUGCUGGAUUACCAGGCAGAAUUUGCGCAACAGCAAGUCGAGCGAGACCGCCAGCAAGCUGAGCGAGAUCGUAGGCUAGCAGAAAAUUUACUUGCCCAGCAAGCUGAGCGAGAUCGCCGGCAAGCUGAGCGGGACCAGCAACUUGUGCAAUCGUUAGAGAACAUGAAAAAAGAGAUUGCAGAUAUGGAACAGAAUUAUGAGUCGAUACCUAAGGCCGUGCAGGAGCUGACUGAACAGGUCAACAACCUGCAAGUAGCAAACACUAACAGGGUAGACGAAAUAGGUGUAUUAGCCAAUCGAGUAGAAAAGCUAGAAACAGAUUCCACGCAGCUUGUAGAGCAGAAGUGGAACGAACAAGCAACUAAAAUUGAAACAGAAUUCAACUCAUGGCUAGAAGUGAAGGAGUGUGAGGUUGACAAGAACAUUAAUUCCAAAGUACAAGCAGCCAUAGCAAAUAGAGGAUCCGAAUCGUUCAGUACCGCAGUGAAUAGUCAGGUACAGAACGACGUGCAAACCAUCAAACAAAUACUCAGUGAGGAUAUUCCGCAGUGGCAAGUGAAUAUGAACAAACGGAUAACCGACCUGGAGAAGGGUUUAGCACAAAGCAGAAAACAUUUGGAACAGGAACCUCUGUCGCCAACAGCCCAUGGUUUUGGCAACGCACAAACUUAUACGCGAUACAACAAUGGGGAAUCUGUAGUCGAUAAUGCGAAGAGCUGUAGCUUCGGUUCGGAGCACACAGCAUAUGUCCAAGGAGCAAAACCAUGUAGUUCAAAAAUAUUAGUGGAAGAAAGAUGUAAACAUGACAGAAAUAGUAGUGCACAAAACCACAACCAAGGAAAUGGUGGGGGUGGUAACAAGCGGCAAGAACAUUCGCAAAAUGGUAGUAAUGGUAGAGGCCAGAACGGGUAUGGACAAACAACCUAUAACAAAAGACGUCGAUUUGACGACCGGUACGAAUCUGGAAUGUCAGGGACCAACCGCGGGAAAAAUGCGCGAGGUCAGUGGCAGAGCAAUUAUAGUGAUAGUAAACGAAAUUGGCAGCAAAAUCAGCGAAGAAGCCCAGAGCGACAGGGUAAUGACCGGUAUGACAACAAUAGACCACCGCCGCAAAACGCGCCUAUUGCGCAGCCGUGGCGGCCGACAAAUCAGAGUGUACAUAUAGUGGAGGUCGCGGACAAUAGCCUUCCAAGUACUUCACAAGCAACUAAUCCAACAAACUAG
This is a messenger RNA of Schistocerca piceifrons (Central American locust), 1503 nucleotides long. Its product is annotated as hepatoma-derived growth factor-related protein 2-like. The transcript has 2 exons. The coding region runs from base 1 to 1503 and encodes 500 amino acids. NCBI's taxonomy places the organism in Eukaryota, Metazoa, Arthropoda, Insecta, Orthoptera, Acrididae. The record is from RefSeq and is a predicted model, not a curated record.